Messenger RNA from Aspergillus versicolor CBS 583.65, 1110 nucleotides. Its product is annotated as alpha-hydroxy acid oxidase. The record is from RefSeq and is a predicted model, not a curated record. The coding region runs from base 1 to 1110 and encodes 369 amino acids. The transcript has 3 exons. Gene Ontology annotation, molecular function: FMN binding; oxidoreductase activity. NCBI's taxonomy places the organism in Eukaryota, Fungi, Ascomycota, Eurotiomycetes, Eurotiales, Aspergillaceae.
AUGACUGAUAAAAUCCUGUCGAUAGCUGACUUGGAAGAAGCAGCCUCACGUGUCCUACCCAGACAGGUAAAAGAAUUCUUCAACGCCGGAGCCACAAACCAGGUAACCCUACACGACAACUCAGCCGCCUACCGUAAAUACCGUCUGCUACCGCGCGUCCUGAAAGACGUAUCAAACGUGAAUACAAAAAUUCACUUAUUCGACAAUGAAAUUUCAUUCCCACUCUGCGCCUCCCCAGCCGUUAUUCAAGCCAUGGCCCAUCCAGACGGCGAACUAGCAACAAGCCGCGCCUGCGCGAAGAUGGGCGUACACAUGGGCGUUUCUUCAUAUGCGAAUUACCCCGUCGAACAAAUCACCAAUGCCUCCAAGGAAGUACGGCCCAUUAACCACGCCAUGCAGUUAUACAUCAUGAACGACAAAGCGAAGCAAGAGCGGAUCGUGCGCCGCGCCGAAGCUGCCGGGUGCAAAGCGAUCUUCCUCACGGCCGACAGCCCUGUCCUGGGGGUUCGGUAUAACGAGUGGCGGAAUGGGUUCAAACCCCCGCCUGGUCUGGGCUAUCCGAUGUACGAACGGUCGUCGGAGUGGAUCCAGAGCCAAUCGCAUGACGAUGGGUUUACGGCGUCGAACUCGGACUCGCAUUCUUGGGCUGUGGAUAUACCCUGGCUGCGUAGGGUGAGUAAUAUGGAGAUUUGGAUUAAGGGGGUCCUCACGCCGGAGGAUGUUGAAAUGGCGAUUGAGUAUGGCUGUGACGGCGUCAUUAUCAGUAACCAUGGCGGGAGACAGUUGGAUGAGACUCCUGCGACCCUUGAUGCUCUGCCUGCUUGUGCGAAGGCUGCGCGAGGGCGGAUUAGGAUCCAUGUUGAUGGAGGCAUCCGGUCUGGAUCGGAUAUAUUCAAGGCGCUGGCACUGGGGGCUGAGUGCUGUUGGGUUGGGCGUCCGGUGCUCUGGGGACUUGCGCACGAUGGCCAAAAGGGGGUUGAACUGAUGCUACAGAUUCUGUUCGAUGAGUUCAAGCGAUGCAUGCAACUGACGGGCUGUAAAACAAUAUCUGAUAUCGGCCCUGCCUCUCUGGCAGUCGUCCGGGCCGAUGGGCCUUUAGCAAGACUGUAG